This is a messenger RNA of Alligator sinensis (Chinese alligator), 3124 nucleotides long. RefSeq names its product negative regulator of reactive oxygen species (gene NRROS). The record is from RefSeq and is a predicted model, not a curated record. Gene Ontology annotation, molecular function: protein binding. The transcript has 3 exons. The coding region runs from base 146 to 2218 and encodes 690 amino acids. Lineage: Eukaryota; Metazoa; Chordata; Crocodylia; Alligatoridae.
GUGAGCGAGAGAGAGAGAGAAACCUCCUGGUUGCAGCUAAUUUUGCCUUUUGUGAAGCCUCCAAGGGAGCGCAGGAGUGCGGCCACACUCAAGAUGAAUCCCUGCGAGCUGUGCGCGCCACCUCAAGCGGAGCACUGCUGUUGAGAUGGAGACAACGGUGCUUUGGCUCUGCCUGGGUCUAGCCUUUCUAGGAAGAGGAUGGGGAAGCCACACUGGAAUGUCUCAUGGGGUUUGCAAACUGGGGCAUGGAGCUGCGGCUUGCAAUGGGAGGGAGCUGAAGCUGGUCCCAGCAGACCUCCCAGCUAACACAAAGGAGCUUUUCCUAGAUGACAACACUAUACAGAUGCUAAAAAAUGCCUCUCUGCUGCAGUACAGGCAGCUGGGGAACCUCGGCCUGUCUGGAAACACACUGAAGCUUAUUGAAUCUGGAGCCUUCCUAAACAACAGAGGCCUCCAAGUUCUCUCCUUGGCGGAUAAUGCUCUCUUUACCAACUACUCUGUGACAGCAGCUGCUCUUUGGUCCUUACCAGCUCUGAGGAAACUGGACUUGUCUGGGAACCAACUCACUGAAGACAUGAUGGCUACCCUCAUCCAGAAUCUGUCUUCCUUGGAGUCCUUGUCUGUGGCUAGGAAUGUCAUCAUGAGGCUGGAUUCUUUUAUCUUUGAGAGGCUGAGCCAGCUGCAGGAGCUGAACCUGGAGAAGAACUACAUCUUUGAGAUAGAGAGUGGCACCUUUGAAGGCCUACGGAGACUGGAGAGGCUCAGUCUGGCCUACAACUACCUUCCCUGCAUUGUGGAGUUUGACCUGACCCAGCUGAAGAUGCUGAAUGCCAGCAAUAAUAUCAUUGAGUGGUUCCUGGCUGUAGAGAGUGAUGCUCUAUUUGAGCUGGAGACAUUAGACCUCUCCCAUAACCGGCUCCUCUUCUUCCCAUUGUUGCCCAGGCAAAGCAAACUGAGCUCCCUGCUGCUGAUGGACAAUGAGAUGUGCUUUUAUAGACAUCUUCCCAAUGCCACAUACCCUCCAAAUGUCACUGUGCAGUUCCUUCUCAUAGAUGGCAAUAUCACUAACAUCACUACGCUCAGCCUCUGGGAUGAGGUCAUCCACAGCAACCUCUCCUCCUUGAGGUUCCUAGACAUGAGCCAGAACCAGUUCUGGUAUCUGCCCGAAGGGUUUCUGGCAGGUAUGACUUCCCUGUCUUAUCUGAAGCUCAAUCAGAACUGCUUGCAGACCUUUCAUAUAUGGGAGGAAGAACCUCCAGGCAUGCUUAUUGAACUGGACCUCAGUCAGAACCAGCUCUUGGAGCUACAGGUAGAUCUAGGUUCUGAAGGCAUACUGCCAAAUCUCAGAUUAUUUAACUUGAGUGCCAAUGGGCUACAGAAAGUACCUGCUAAACUCUUUGCCCACACACCAAAGAUCACUACAGUGGACCUAAGUCACAACCGGAUAGAUAUUUGUCCCCAGCAAGCUAAUGCAGAUGGUAGUAAGUACUCUGUCUGCAUAGACUUCAGGAAUAUUAUGACCCUGAAACAACUUUAUUUGGCUGGAUGUGGCCUAGAUGUGGUGGAUGGCCAUGCUUUUAGUGGAACCUCGCUAACACACUUAGAUCUCUCUAACAAUCAGAGAGCCCUGUCCAGGAGCCUGAGGCCUCUGCAAGAUAUUGCACUAACACUCCAAGUUGUCUCUCUCAGGAAUGCUAGCUUAUCCUGUGCAACAGCAGAUAUGGACUUCUCUAGCUUUCAGAACCUGUUAAGUUUGGACUUGUCUGAAAACUCCCUGGACAGCUUCCCAGAGUCCUUGGGUAGUCUGAAGCUGCACACCUUGAACCUCCGGAGAAACCUUCUCACCUCCCUGUCACAGGAUGCCAUGCAGAAGCAGCUCGGAAAGAGUCUUGACAUGCUCUACCUCAGCCAGAACCCAUACAACUGCUGCAAGCUGGAAUGGUGGGACUUCUUGCACACUCUCCAAACAGUGCACAUUGUAGACAGGGUGGAUGUCACCUGUCUGUACUCCUCCAGAACGCUUCAUGCAGCAGAGCUGCCCGAGUCUGUCCUUCAGGGCUGCAGGUGGAUGACAGUGAAUUUGGCUUUGUUGUACCUGGUGCUUGCUCUUCCCAUUUGCUUGACCUUGCUUGUUGCCUUUGCUAUCCUGUUCCUUACUUUCAAGCAAAAGCUGCUUCAGAUGGUGAAAAGCCGGUACAGGGUGUCCAGCCCCUACUGAUGGCUAUGGGGAAAGUAGUAGGCAUUGGCACCCAGAAUGAAGGUGGGAUGGCAUGUCUGAGACCUUUCUUAAGCAGUCAAGUCCUUAGGUGAUGAAGUGAGUGGGGGCAAGGUGGGUGCUUUGGUGGGAGAGGAUAAGUAACCCUCUCUUGGGCAUUCUCAGUGCUGCAUUUCAGGAGCACAGUGCCCUGGGGUUCGUUCUCCCAUUGUGUUGGGUAGGGCUGGGGCAUCCUGUCAAGCACGACAAUGGAAGCUCUCAGAGUCGGAAUCCAUGAGCAGAGGGCUGAAUACAGCGAGUCAGAAGGACUGGUAACCCAGGAAUAGAAUAAGCAAUGCAUAUCUUCAAAGACUGGGAAUACAUGUAACUGGCAGGGGAAUUUGGAAGAGAAGAGAGAGUCAUGCUGAAGAAGGUCUGAAUAAAAAAAUGAAGAAGAACAAAUAUGAAGAAAAAUAAAUGAGGCAACAGUAAAGUGGGAGGUGUUAGAAAUGAGGCCUGAUGAGCAGCCUCACAGCAGGUGAGAGCUAUUGCUAUUUACUAGAGAGUAGCUUUACCUGGGACAAUGGAAGAGAGAUGAGAGAUAACAUAGCCCUGUGGAAUAUAAAGUGAAAAGGCAUUUGUACAUGCUAGAAAUAUAAGCUUGGCGAAGCUGCAGGUCCUGAGCCGGGACCUAGCAGGGUGUGAUUUCUUCUCAACAGUGGUCAAUUCCACAUCACAGUUACUUGAAUUUAUGUUGAAAUUGAACACUCAGUCAAUCAGAGGUCAUGGGUGAUGUGCCCACCACUCACCCACCACUAUUUCAGUGGGGCAUGAUACAUUGAUUCAUUGCUGUAUUAGGUGGGGAAAUGCAUGGUUUUCUCAGCUAUACAGAGUAUUUUACAGUUAUUUAAUCACCUGAACUCUGAUUGG